Lymnaea stagnalis (great pond snail) is the source of this 3037-nucleotide messenger RNA. NCBI's taxonomy places the organism in Eukaryota, Metazoa, Mollusca, Gastropoda, Lymnaeidae. The record is from the annotation of a GenBank genome assembly.
CAGUGAGUGGAGUCUCAAUCCGAGUGUCUCGGCGGAUUACACGCCCUUUUGAGGAACAAAACAAUCCUAAUCCUGAAGAGGGUGAAUAGCAACUUUGGCUUGGAUAAAUAUUCUAACAUUAUUAUUUUAUUUAAAUUGUUUAACUUUAUUUAAAAAAUGGUGAAUAAAUUGGCAAUGAAGUCAUUACGUUUUGCAAGUUGUACAGAGUUUAUUGAAUCAAAUGUUUAAAUGUAAUUAUUAUUGUAUUUCUUGCACACCAUAGAUGAUAGGCCAUCCUGGACCAUGGACAGGAAGAACCAACACAUAUAAUGAAUUAUUUUUAAAACAUGUUUUUUCAACAAUUCAGACAUGGGUUCUCCCACCUGUAUGCAGAGGACCAUUACGUCUAGCACACCUACCACGACUACCCCAUCCUGUCUAAGAGACAACAGCUCUAAACGACCCAGAAGAAAUAAUAGAAAAGUUAGAAUAAGUCAGUAUGUAGAACAACAGGAAUUGUCACCCUGUGAUGAAGAAGGUAAACAUUUAUAAGUUCUCAUAAAUGAAAGAGAUCAAAUUAAAUAAAGAUUGAAGUUAGAUGCAAUCAAUAGCUGCUAAAAUAUUGUUGACUUCUUAUCAGUUUAUAAAUUAUUUUUAGAGCAUUUAUCCCAAAUAUUAAAUACUAGAGAUAGCCCGCCAAUCACUGGCGACAGCAAUGCAUGAACUUCCCAUCUACUAAAUUUACUUGACAAAACUUGAGCUCAAGUGAUGAACAUUUUAGAAUCCCAAUUUUUGCUACACCCAUAAUACGUCACUGCAUUCUUUUUAUUUCACUCCCAUGAACUUUAUUAAAUAUUCUGAUGUCCCAACCACUUUUAAACCGAAUAUUUUUACACCAUACUUAAUUUAAGACGAUUUCAUUUUCCGAAAAGAAAAUCUUACGCACCAAAUGCAGUGGCGUUAUUUUUAAAAAAUCGGGAAUUAUAUUUUGCAUGCUAUUGAACUCAUUAUUGAACCAUACUUUCCUUCAAACAUAUAAAAUUAUUUGUAAUAUACUCUUAAUACCAAAUACGCUGAAUAGGAAUCAGCCAGAAAUGGAAGCAGUCCAAGAGUCACACCAAUUAUAAUAUAUAUAAGAGAUAAAGUUGUUUUGUUACAUUCCUUUUUCAGGUUUUCACAUGCUGUUCCUUUUUUGAUAACCUGAUUGCAGUCUCUCCCUCUUAUUGCCAUAUUAAAUUGCUCACUGGGAUUGAUAUUAAAUCAAAUAACUAGUGGCAUAUCAAGUUCACUCGAAAUGUAAAAGAAUACCCAAAUUGUGUCCACAUUACCUUAUUUUGAGCAGAGAAUCCAGGAAUGAACUGUGCCGAGUCAACUGAGUUGUCGGUGACUUCCAGCCCUGUUCACUAUGCAGAGACAACUACGAAUGUAGAGUUCACUAAAUCAAAGUCGCCAAAGUUAACUUUACCAGACCUGUCUUAUAAAAUUGGUAAUUAUAUAAGUUCAUUCAUUUCAGUUAGAUCUAUACUAUAAUUUAAACACCUACGUUUUGUCAUUCACAUGGCCAGUGGCAUUCAUUGAGCCCAAUGCUUUCCAAACUGAAUUUCUCCAUACGAUAGUGUUACGCCUGCAGGGUGAAGGUGCGUCACACAAAAAAAUAAGUCAUGCCAAUUAUCGCUCAUGUUUCUAGACAUAAAAUAAUAAUAAUAAUAAUAAUUAGUGGUCUUAAAUAGCGCGGUACCCCAGCCUAGGGCUGGGCUCACCGCGCUGUACAUAAAAAUAUUAGCAAAAGAGACAUAAUCAUGACAUUAAAAUAAAAUACAUUUAUGAAAUAAAAACAGCGUGUAACCAAAACAACAAAAACAAAUGUAUAUUCACCCACCCCACCCCAGAACUUUUAAAUGGCAAACCAUGGACGGCAUGAUGAAAAUGGUAAAUUAUGUUAAAAUUAUGUUCUGCCACACACAGAUGCUUUUUGGCUCUCAUGAGGUCAUUCGCUUUGUCUUUCGUAUGAAUUGUGGGAUAUGAUGUUAACAUUUGGUAGGCAUAAUGAAUUGCAGUCUUUUCCUUUUCAUGGUGUAUGAAGAGGAUUGUGGAUUGGCGUCCAAAAUAUAAACGAAAAGUUUCUUUGAUAUAUAUUGUGGAAUUACAUUUUGUUAUUGCACAUAUAUCUUAAAAUGGGUUAGUAAACCUUAUGUCGGUUAUGGGAGUUCAUUAAUAAUUGUUGCGACUUAAUAUUAUGUUUCAUUACCCCCGGUGUGUGUUUGAGAGAUUGAUUAGUUAAUGAACGCUCUUCCCACGCUUGACUUGGUGACAUAUUUUUAUGCUCAUUAUGAAGUAUUGUCUAGUCUGUUUCGUGACAUAUGUUUUAUUCGUCUGGCAGUCAUGAGAGGAACUUUGUGAAAGGAGGUUGUGUUUUAUUCCCGUCUGAUAGCCAGCUGCGCUAUAUGCAUGUGUUCACGGAAUUUACAGUCUGUGUAUACAAUUAAAUAUUAAAGUUACAUUUAUUGUGAUAAAUGACUUGAGUUGAUUAAGGGCUAGUAUGACGUAUUACAACGUGUGAAAGAACUUGACGAAUUAACCAAUCUAGUAGAAACAUGAGUUUGACACCUUACUUACUGUAUUGCAAAAUGACACAUGUCUGAAAGUGUGUCACCAACAGUUUGGGAAGCACUGCUAUAGCCAGUCGUGUUGCUGAUAUCAGUACAUUUAGGAAUUGAACACUUUUGAAAUAAUGCAAAGAGAUCAAAGGAAAUAUCCUGCCAAGAACAUUUUCAGAUGACUCCUAUUACACUAAAUAAUUAAACAUUACUGUCCUAAAAUUGAAUAAUGCAUUUAAUUAUUAUUAUUAAUGUUUUUUAAUUAUUUUUAAUUUAUCAAGGUUAAAUCAAAUGUAAUAGUAUCUCCUGAGUAAUUGACUUGAAGUUUAUCUCUGGAACUCUCUACAUCUCUUUAAUAGUUCGGCCUCCAGAAACAGUGGAUGUUGGCUUGCGCAGAUCUAAAAGGACAAGGGUCAAGCGUCUAAAUUCAUGCAAGGGGGAAGGCAUUAUCUACAGGAGAG